This is a messenger RNA of Labeo rohita (rohu), 5161 nucleotides long. RefSeq names its product tripartite motif-containing protein 16-like protein. The transcript is spliced from 6 exons. Gene Ontology annotation, molecular function: zinc ion binding; protein binding. The coding region runs from base 62 to 1708 and encodes 548 amino acids. The record is from RefSeq and is a predicted model, not a curated record. Lineage: Eukaryota; Metazoa; Chordata; Actinopteri; Cypriniformes; Cyprinidae.
CCGAAACUUAAGUGUUAUUGAGCCGCAUUGUUUGUCUUAAUCUGUGUGUACAUUAAGUGAUAUGGCGGAGGCCACUAUCUCUCAGGACCAAUUCAGCUGUCCAAUCUGUCUGGAUCUCCUGAAGGAUCCAGUGACCCUUACCUGUGGACACAGUUUCUGUAUGAACUGCAUUACAGGCUGCUGGGAUCAGGAUGAACACAAGGGAGUUUACAGCAGCUGCCCCCAGUGCAGACAGACGUUCACGCCAAGACCUGUGUUAGGCAAGAAUGUGAUGCUUGCUAAAAUGUUGGAGAAACUGAUAAAGCCUAAACUCCAAACUGUGGUUCCUGCUGAGCACUAUGCUGGACCUGGAGAUACAGAAUGUGACGUCUGCACUGGAAGAAAGUGCAAAGCUGUAAAGUCUUGUGUUGUGUGUAUGGAAUCUUACUGUCAGACUCAUUUUAAACAUCAUGAGGAAUUUCAUUCAGGUUCAGGAAAGCGACACAAAAUAACUGAUGCCAUAGGACGACUCCAGGACAUGAUUUGUCGUGAACAUCAUAAGCUAUUGGAGGUUUAUUGUCGUUCGGAUCAGCAGUGCAUUUGUGUGCUCUGUAUGAUGAAUGAACAUAAAACCCAUGACACUGUCACAGUUGCAGAACAGAGAACAGAACAAGAGAAACACUUGAAGGAGAGACUCAAGCAGCAAAUCCAGGAGAUAGAGAAAAAGAUUCAGGAGCUGAGAGAGGCUGUGAAGUAUCAUAAGUGUUCUGCACAGGUCGCAGUGAAGGACAGUGAGAGGAUUUUUACAGAGCUGAUCUGCUCCAUUGAGAAAAGUCGCUCUGAGGUGACACAACUGAUAAAAGAUCAAGAAAAGGCUGCAGUGAGUCGAGCUGAAGAAUUCUUGAAGCAACUAGAGCAAAAGAUUGCUGAUCUGAGGAAGAAAGAAGUUGAGCUAGAGCAGCAUUCACAUGCUGAGGACAUCUGCUUCCUCCAGAGUUUCCAGUCUCUCUCUGUCCUGCCAAUGGACUCACCCAACGUCAACAUUAGCUCUCUUCUCUCUUACGAUAAUAUACAGAAAUCUGUCUCUCAUCUGAGAAAGAAGCUUGAGGAUUUCUGCUGUAAAGAGACAGAAACGAUAUCUUUUAUAGUGAGUUGCAUCCAGAUAAUUCCCUUUACUGAACCCAAGACCAGAGAAGAGUUCCUCCAAUAUCGCAGUCACUUUACUCUGGAUCCAAACACGGUGAAUAAAAACCUCUGUCUGUCUGAGGGGAACAGAAUGGCUACUCACACAAAUAUAUUCCAGUGGUAUCCUGAUCAUCCAGACAGAUUUGACCAUUGGGAGCAGGUGUUGUGUAGAGAGAAGGUCUGUGGACGGUGUUACUGGGAGGUUGAGUGGAACAGGAGUGUGGGUAUAUCAGUUGCAUAUAAGAGCAUAACCAGGAAAGGAGCAGGUAAUGCAUGUUUGUUUGGGUGUAAUGGUCAGUCCUGGAAACUGUCCUGUAAUCCCUUUAGUUCUUCAUUCUUUCAUAAUAACAGAGAGAAAAAACUGCCUCUAGAGUCCAGCUCCUGUAUAGGAGUGUAUGUGGAUCACAGUGCAGGAAUUCUGUCAUUCUAUAAAGUCUCUGAUUCAAUGACCCUCAUUCACAGAGAACAGACCAAAUUCACUCAGCCUCUCUAUCCUGGCUUCAGGGUUACUGAGGAAUCAUCAGUGAAACUUUGUGAUAUAUAAAUAUAAAAGGUGUAGUGUUGCACGAUAUACCGGUACUUAAAAAGUACCGGUAUAUCGUGUACCUAUUUUAAUAAGAGCCGUAUUUCUGCAUGUCUGUGUUAGUGAAUGGUUUUGUUUACUACACACAAACGCGUGACGCUCGCUGUGUUUUCAGCCUCAAUAUAUGACUACAUGAACACAUGAACAUAAUCUCUAGAACUGCUCUGAGAGUCACUUCAUGAGCAUUUUACCGUUUCUUUUGCGGAAAUCUAUCGUCAUAUAAUGAAGACCCUAAAGGUCUUCACAGCAACCCGUCAAAAUAAAUGUUCGGUUUCACUUGACAGUCAGAAAUAUAUUCAUAUAUUACUUAAUGUAAGGAUAAUACUAUAAAUAAUAAUAAAAAUACUAUUAAUACGAUGUUUAAGGAAUAUUUACCAGAAAAAAAAUAUUUACCAGAAUUUAUUUACCAGAAAAUUGUGAAUACACAACUCAGUAUUUCUGAAAAAAAAAAAAAAGAAAUAAAAAUCCUAUAAUAAAUUAAUUCUUUAUCAAAUCUAAUUAUCCUUUAUAAAUUCAUUAGACAUGCUUUUGAUUAUUAAAAUGUAAUGAAACGAUUAAAAUAGAAUCCAGAAAAGUUUUGGAAAACAGAGAUUCACAAACAAAAACUGAAUCUGAGAAAAAUAAUAAAACAUAUUUCAUAGGGCCUUAAAAACAUGUAACUUAAAAUAAUAAUCAGAAGAAGAAAUUGCUGUUAAAUUCUGCAAGUUUCACGAUUUCAAUUAAUUAGACAUGCUUUUUGAUAAAUACUUUUUAUGUAACCAUUAAAAUAGAGUCUAGAAAAAUUAAAAUGGAAUUUGGGAAAAAAAUAAAACAGAUUUCAUAGGGCCCUCUUUAUUUUAAUUGUUUCUUUGUUUUAUUGUAGUUGUCCUUUAGUUUGUCACUUGCGUCUGGGAUCUUAUUAUUAAUAACAAAAAUUAAAUAAAAAAUGACUAUGUCAUGAUAUAAAUUGUUGUUGUGAAAUAAAAUUACUAUAUCAUGAAAUAAGAUUUGGCUUUAUCAUUUAAGCUAACUUACCAAUAUAGCAAAGAUCUCUACAUACCUGUAGGCUCUGUUAGUUGAUCACCAUAAUCCUGUGUAGUGGCACUGGCAUGUGAUUAAUAUUAUUUUAUUUAUUUUGAAUUUUUUUAAAGGGGGGAUGCAAUGCUUUGUUUAAUAGAUAAAAUAACUAUGGUCUCCAUUUGGAUAAUCUAUUAUUCAAUUACUUUUCCUGUUCUAUGUUUUGUUUCGAAGUAUCGGUUCAGUAGCAGUAUCGUGAUAUUUUAGUCAGGUAUCGUAUCAAAGUCAAAAUUUUGGUACCGUGACAACACUAAAAAGGUGUAAAAGUUAGGUUAAAUCAUGGGUACUUCGUUUUACUAAAAGCAUCUAACCAAAAUUGUUAGAAAUGUAAACAUAAACAUAAAAGAAAACAUUCUCACCACACGCUAAGGGGGGGCAAUCCCUUCAGCAGCAGAACACAAUUCUGCAAACGUUUUCAAUCUUUCUCAUAAUAUAAGUGACUGCUGUGAAAUUGAGACCAUUUUACCAAUCGCAGGGAGAAAUUUACAGUGAUAGUAAACAUGAAGGGGGUAGGAUCAUGAAUUUUUAAAAUAGCUAAAAGUAUGUAAGUUGUAACUUAAGUUCUUGACACUUCUAAAUCAACUUUCAGUGCCCCAAGCCAUAUGCUCAGGAGCGGGGCUUAAGAAUGGGUGAAGGGACAGUCGAGCAAAUGUUUUUUUUUUUCAAAUGCUUUCUUCACAUUUACUAUUUUGUUGCAUGGCAUCUGUUUUAUGCAAGUUCCUGAAGUUUGGUUUUGUGAGGAGAUCAUUUCAGGUCUUAUUUUUACAUUUUUAAAGCUGACUGCUCAUUCAAAAGUUCAUCCAGCUAAAUUUCAUCCAGCUAAAUGAGUUGUGUUUUCUUAGAAAAGUAGAAGUAAACACCCAAAAUAAAUCUAAACAUAAAGCAUAAUCAACAGUGUACAGUACUGUAACAAAUGCAAAGACAAUUUGGCAGUUUUGAAUGUUUAUUCAGAGUUGGCAUCAUCUGAAGUUCUCUCAAGGCUUGGCGUCAUCUAUUCACAGGUGAUGGGUCAUCUGAAAUCUUCAUAAGAGGCUGGAUAAAGUCGGAAAGAGCAAUCUAAAUACAGUAUAGACCAAUUUGGAGAAGACGUCACAGUUACUUCACUUGCAGCUGUGCACGCAUAGUGGUUGCAGAAAAACACUUUUAUCUCACAAUUCUGACUUUUUUCUUGCAAAUGCAAGUUUAUAUCUCUUAAUUCGGACUUUAUAACUCGAUUUAACUAAAAAAUAUUGAAUUUGUCAAUUCUGAAGGGGAAAAAAACAGAAGUGUGGGAUAUAAACUAAUAUAGAGGGUAUGCAUGUGAUGUCACCAUCAGCUGAAGUGGCUGCAGCUCUGCCCACUGAGUGGCAAAAAGACUGAGUGGCAGCAUUGGUUUCAAUGUGAAUGCUGUGACAGGACCCACAAAACACCUCUAAAACCAGAACGAGCUUUGCGAUUGACUGUACAAAGAGAUUUGACAAGAAACCCAAGGUAUAUUUUUACAGACCACUGAAAGCUGCUGAAAAGAGAAGCAAACUAAUCACUUCAAUUUAAAGAAAGAAGAGAUUUGCAGUUAUCAUUUCAUGUUAGUAUGUUGAAUUGUGCAGUAAAAUCAUAUCCUAUAUAUUGUAUUAUAGUACUGACAACUCAUCAACUAAAUAUUUACCAUCUUAAAUUCUGCAUAACUGGAUGUUUUCAAAUAAACACUGACAAAAACUAUAUACAUUUUUCAGCUGGACGAUAUGACGAUAUAUAUAACAUUGAUAUAAAUGAUCACCGGGGUUUAGACCAACCAUCGUUUGUUUUACUCGUGUUUUCGCAUCUUCCCUAUUAAAUCCAUUCACGCUGAAGGCUCUUUUGACCUUCAGUCUGGUUGAGGGGGCGUGUCCCAGCGAGAAAGUGACGUCAAUGCAUACCCUCUAUUCUGAGCCGAGGGGAAAAGAAAGAAUGACGAGUUGUUUUUCCUCAAUAGAACUCAGAUAUAAUCUCAGGAUUUACAAGAAUAAAGUAAGAAUUUUGAAAUCUAAAAUCAAAUUUACCUUUUUUUUAUAGACUGUCACCUGAAAACCGUCAUUUUCAUAGGCUCUGUCCACAAAAAAAUGUCUUCCCUGUUUUGAAUCUGUAAGACUAACGUCAAUUUCGUUGAAUAACAGUGCUUAUCACUGGGUGACAAGCUCUUGUAAUAUGAAGAGACGAUUUUGUAAAUGACAUCUAAUUAAUAUAAUCUAUAAUCUUUUUAAAUCUAACUAUUUUGUUCAGUAUCCAUGUAAUUCUCUAGCCGUAAGGGCUUUCUCUCUGGGUUUUCUGCAACCAUGAUGCCCAAGCAUCCCGAAUGUUUACAAACCUAUAAUUAGUCUAUAGACCAUUUCACUAGAUCUA